UCUUGUACAGAUGAAAUUAGACAGCUCAGAUACCUAGAAGCUGCUAAUGCUGAAGAAGAAUACAAUGAGGAGAAUGACAUGCAGUCAGAAAGCUCCAGAGGGCAAGCACUUAUCCCUAGGAGCCCCCAAGGGAGAGGACACAGACAUGGCAGUAGGGGAAGAAAUGGCAAUUUUUUCAGACAAAGAUUUUCAACAAAUCAUCCUCUACUUCAUCUGAUAAGACAAGUCAACAGAGACAGUCAAACAAGGAGGAAUGGAAACCAAUCGGAAGAGAGACAGCUACAACUAGAAAGAAACCAAUUUUUCUUCAGUAGAUUACAUGGCCUCUCCCAAUCUCAUGACCACCACAUUGGCAGAUCUCAUGGCCACUAUUCCAGAAGAUCACAUAGCCAAUUGAGGAGAGCUCCUGUUCACUCAGAUAGAUCUCAUGUCUACUCAGGUAGAACUAAUAACUAUACAGAUAGACCACAUCAUGACCUCUCAGUUAGACCACACCAUGAACUCUCAGUUAGCCCACAUCCUGACCUCUCAGGUAGACCACACCAUGACCUCCCAGUUAGACCACUUCAUGGCCUCUCAGAUAGACUACACCAUGCCUACUCAGAUAGACCACACAAUGACCACUCAGAUAGACAACUUUAUGACUUUUCGGGUAGACCACAUCAUGACCUCUCAGAUAGACCACACCAAGACCUCUCUGUUAGACCACACAAUGAACUCUCAGUAGACCACACCGUGAUUACUCAAUUAGACCACUUCAUGACCUCUCCGGUGGAACACGUCCUGACCUCUCAGAUAGACCACACCAUGACUACUCAGAUAGACCACACCAUGACCACUCAGAUAGACCACACCAUGACCUCCCAGUUAGACCACUUCAUGACCACUCAGUUAGACCACUUCAUGACCUCUCAGAUAGACCACACCUUGACCACUCAGAUAGACCAUACCAUGACCUCCCAGUUAGACCACUUCAUGACCACUCAGUUAGACCACUUCAUGACCUCUCAGAUAGACCACACCNCAGAUAGACCAUACCAUGACCUCCCAGUUAGACCACUUCAUGACCACUCAGUUAGACCACUUCAUGACCUCUCAGAUAGACCACACCAUGACCACCCAGAUAGACCAUACCAUGACCUCCCAGUUAGACCACUUCAUGACCUCUCAGAUAGACCAAACCUUGACCACUCAGAUAGACUACACCAUGACCUCUCAGAUAGACCACUUCAUGACUACUCAGGUAGAUCACUUCAUGAACUCUCAGGUAGACCACACCAUGAUGUCUUAGUUAGACCACAUCUUGACAACUCAGUUAGACCACUUCAUGACCUCUCAGGUAGACCACGUCAUGACUACUUAGGUAGACCACCUCAUGACCACUCAGGUAGACAACCUCAUGAUCAUUCAAGUAGACCACACCAUGAGUACUCAGGUAGACCAUAUCAUGACCCCUCAGAUAGACCACAUCAUGACCACUCAGAUAGACCACAACAUGAACUCUCAGUUAGACCACCUCAUGACUACUCAGGUAGACCACAUCAUAACCAUGCAGGUAGGUUUCAACAUGGCCACUCAGAUAGAUUUCAUCUUAACCAUACAGAAAGAGUUCUUCCUAGCCACUCAGGGAUAGCUCAUCCUGGCCACACAGAGAGAGGUAAUCAAGUCCAAAGAGGGAGAGCUCAUGAUAACCAUACAGAGUUAGCUCAUCACAACCAUGACAGCAGAUCUCAUCAUGGCCACUCAGGGAGAGCUUAUCAUGGCCAUGCAGGGAGAGCUCGGAACAACCAGUCAUGGAGAGGUAGGAACAACCAGUCACGGAGAGGUCGGAACAACCAGACACGGAGAGGUCGGAACAACCAGACACGGAGAGGUCGUAAUAAUCAGUCAUGGAGAGCGCGUAACAUCCGGUCACGGAGAGAUCGUUAUAACCGCUCAUUGAGAGCAAGUAGCAUCCAGUCAUGGAUGCUUCAUGAAGGAGAAAGAUACCAUGGUCGAAGAGGAAGAAAUGGACCAAGGGAUGAAUCACCACCUGGAUCUGAGCCAGAAACUGACAGAUCUUCUGCAAUAAGAGAAAGGACUGACUAUUUAUGGGCACAGGAACAGCGAAGAAAUGAGAUAAUUGAACUGAAUGAGGGGCUAGAAGACCACUACAGCAGUGCUGAAGAGAGUGAUGAAAGUUUUGACAGACUAACCUGUCGCUCCAUGCUAGAUUCACCAUACUAAGGAAUCUUAGAGAAGCCAGGAUGAACAACAGAAUGGAAAGACCUGAAGACUAAACUGCCUUUUCCUGUCAGCUGUUGGCUGCCAGCUAAUUGCACUGAACCACACUUGAGAGCAUACAUACAUUCAUAUAAGGUUGGAGUUUUGACUGUUCUUGUGAAUGUACUUUCUUAGGAUUAAAUGUCAGGAUUCUGUUCAUUCUAAGCAAUUUGAAGAAAAAGUGUUUAGCACUGUUUGCAUAAAAGAAGAAGGAGAUGAGC
Messenger RNA from Mus pahari (shrew mouse), 2483 nucleotides. RefSeq lists its product as uncharacterized. The annotation marks the transcript as partial. The transcript is spliced from 8 exons. NCBI's taxonomy places the organism in Eukaryota, Metazoa, Chordata, Mammalia, Rodentia, Muridae. The record is from RefSeq and is a predicted model, not a curated record.